AUGAACGAAACAUGGGGGCACACAAGAUUAGAACCUCCUUAUCCUCCUCAGCCGACGACUCGACGAGCGACUGUUCGACAGACGACUCCUCGACAAACGACUCUUCAAGCAUUGAAAUCUCAGCAGCCAGGGAAAUUUGGCAAUAUCACGGCAAGACAGGGCGAGAAAGCCCGGUCAGGAGCACAGGAAAAUAAGGCGCAUCUCAGGACUACGACACGGGGGAACGAGGCACCAAGGAAAGCCCGAGAAGUCCCAGGCAACAGCACCAACUCAGGUCCAGUCGGCGGCAACAGCUUCGCAUCGACAGCAGCUAUGGGAAAGUCAUCAAGAAUCGCGUACGGCUUGAGCCCCGACAACAUCAUCCGCAUCGACGACGACAACGACAACGACAAGCGUAGCAUACGAAAACGGCCAAACCCCAAGACAAAUCAAUCUCCAGCCAGCAGCCGAGUUAUCGACGCUAGGGUCGACACGAAAAGGCAGCGAGGACGCACGCAACGGCCUAGAAAGAUCACCAGUUCCGACUCCGCAGUCCGCUGA
Molecule: messenger RNA, 540 nt
Organism: Cladophialophora immunda
Lineage: Eukaryota; Fungi; Ascomycota; Eurotiomycetes; Chaetothyriales; Herpotrichiellaceae
Exons: 1
Coding region: 1-540 (179 amino acids)
Source: RefSeq, a predicted model, not a curated record